AUGAAUCAACCAAAUAUACCGACUUAUCCACCGGGUACCUUGUUGACAGUUGGGUCGCAUUACUGUAAGAUUAUAAAGUACCUUACCAGUGGUGGAUUUGCACAAAUAUACACAACGGAAAUUAGCCCUAUAAAUCCCUACAACAAUUCCCAAACAGCAUGUCUUAAAAGGGUAAUAGUGCCUGAUAAAGCCGGAUUAAACACUCUGAGAGCAGAGGUUGAUGCUAUGAAAUUACUGAAAAACAAUAGACAUGUUGUCUCGUAUAUCGACUCACACGCAGCCAGAUCUACUGUACUAGCCGGCGCUUAUGAAGUAUUCUUAUUGAUGGAAUACUGCAAAGGUGGGGGAUUAAUUGAUUUUAUGAAUACCAGAUUACAAAAUAGAUUGACCGAAAAGGAAAUAUUAAAUAUAUUAUCUCAAACUGUUCAAGGUGUAAGUGCGAUGCAUGCCUUGCAACCGGCGUUAAUACAUCGUGAUAUUAAAAUUGAAAACGUAUUAAUAUCAGCCAAGGGAGAAUUUAAAAUUUGUGAUUUUGGAUCUGUUUGUAGUUAUAUUAGACCUCCAAGGAACCCACAGGAGCUAGCGUAUGUCCAGCAUGAUGUCCUAAAAAACACCACUGCACAAUACAGAGCUCCAGAGAUGCUUGAUCUCUAUAGAGGCUUGCCAAUUAAUGAAAAGUCUGAUAUCUGGGCACUAGGUGUAUUCCUUUACAAACUAUGUUAUUAUACUACCCCCUUUGAGAAAGGUGGUGAAGCUGCUAUUUUACAUUCGAGAUACCAGUACCCAGCUUUUCCAAUAUACACGGAUAAACUAAAGAAUCUAAUUCGUGCCACAUUAAUGGAAGAUCCGAGUAAAAGGCCAAAUAUUUGUCAAUUGUUGGAAGAAAUCUCUAGAAUCCAAGGUAUCCCUUGUCCAAUAAAUAACUUUUACUUAUCAAGAACAAUCAAUGUUCAAGCAUCUUUAAUGAAUCCAAUCAUCACGCCAACACAACAAACGGCAUUAAAACACUCGCAAUCAUCAGCAACAAUCUCAGAUCAAAGCUAUGCAGUUCCAUUGGCAUCGUCUAGAUCUUCUACUACAACUGGAAAUAAACCAAUUCUUAUUGAAACGGAAAUCCCAGAUAUGUCACAAGGUUCCGAUGAUGUCUAUUCCAGAAUCCAUCCGUUUCAGAAAUCACAAACUCUGCGUACACCUUCUAGAUCAUCAAGUCCCAUAAAGUAUACGGGAACCUUACUGCAAAAAAGUACUAGUUCGAAUUCGAACACAAGUGGAAAUAAAAGUCAUUACGUCGAUUCAGAGACACAGACUUUCAGCACAAGUUCUAGAAGACUAUCGAGAUCUUCCUCAGUCAGAUCUGCUUCAAGUCGUUCCAGUGAUCAACUAAAAGAGCAUAGAACUGGAGGGAGUAUUACACAAUUUUUUACCUCAACAUUGAAGAGAGUUGUGACAGGCGAAUCACGUAACACAUCUCCAAUCAGAUCUCGACAGAAUACUGGUGGCAGUAUUCGCUCUGCAUUUGACGCAUUAAGAAGCGGUAUUACUGGUAAUACUAAUAGUAGAGUCUCUUCUCUGGCUAGUUCAGUAAGAAAUGUAAGUUCCUCAAGUAAACAUUCCAAACAUUCGGAUGCUGAUGACGAGCCCAACAAAAUUAAGAUAAGAAUGAAAAAGGCACAUCGUCGCAGUGUACCUCCCAACCUUUAUUCCGAUUUUUAUGCAAAUGAAGACACACCCAAAUUGUAUAGUUCAAAUUCUCCUGUUAAAUUAAAAAGUCUUUCAACUCAAAGAGAAUCUAUUCAAAAUAGAGUUAAGGCAUUACUAGAAACUUUCGAGGAAGAACCGUCUACAAUAAAGACAGCAUCGGGAUAUGGCAAGUAUACCGAUUCUGAAUUUAUAACUAGUCCUGUACCAGAAAGAGGUGGAAGGAUACCCACACCAACCAAUAAAAGAUAUUCAAGUGUCAUUAUUAACCCCGUCACUGAACCAAUUUCUAUCCGCCCAUCCCCACCACCUAAGCCUAAGCAUCUAAGACCAAUACCACCUCCAAAACCGACACGCUUAUCGAAAAUAUAUCCAGACGAAAGAAUUAGCAGUACUGCCACCGAAAGGAUUGUUAAUUUAGACGUCGAGAGCUUGGAAAAGGAUUUCAAAAGACGCUUUCCAAGCCGCAUUUAG
Naumovozyma castellii is the source of this 2172-nucleotide messenger RNA. RefSeq names its product serine/threonine protein kinase PRK1 (gene PRK1). Lineage: Eukaryota; Fungi; Ascomycota; Saccharomycetes; Saccharomycetales; Saccharomycetaceae. The coding region runs from base 1 to 2172 and encodes 723 amino acids. The record is from RefSeq and is a predicted model, not a curated record. The transcript has a single exon.